AUGGGGUGUUGUUGUUCAAAACCAAUUACUGACGACGACAAAGAUGUUGAAAAUCAUGAACGCCGAAAGGAUAAAAGGCACCGUGCUCGACAGUCGUCCACUGCGCAGCAAAUCGCUAGCCGUUCGAAUUUACCGCGAACAAAUACUAGCGGCAGAGAAGAUGAAAUUGUGGCCGUAGAAGUGAGAGAUGACGAUGACAGACAAAGAGAUGACAACAAACAUCAAGAAUCGCAACGGUCAAACCUUGAAGAAAAAUAUCAACAAGAGGAAGAUGAAAUAGAAGUAGAGGAACGACAAACGAAGGAAUCGUUGGAAGAAAAUAAGAAGGAAGAAGAGAAAGAUGAAAUGAAAGAAGAAGAAGAAAAAGAAUCGAUUCGAGAAGAUGAAAAUAAGCCAAAACAACAAGAAAACGAAGAAGCGAAAGAUGAUAUUGAAGUUGCAUUUCGAGACGUCGAGAGAGAAACGAGAAAAGGAAAAGAAACAAUCGGAUCGAUUUCUGAGCGUCAGCUGUCAUCAACGAGCAAAUCGUCACUUCUUCCAAAUCUAUCGGUGAAGAAGAGAAGAAUUCAAAGCAAGAGAGCGCAUCCUCGUCCGAUGUCGACAAUCGAACGAAGCAACAACGGUCCGACUUUGAUUGUAUGACUGCCAGUC
Molecule: messenger RNA, 651 nt
Organism: Corticium candelabrum
Lineage: Eukaryota; Metazoa; Porifera; Homoscleromorpha; Homosclerophorida; Plakinidae
Product: histone H3.v1-like
Exons: 4
Coding region: 1-642 (213 amino acids)
Source: RefSeq, a predicted model, not a curated record